Messenger RNA from Drosophila santomea, 434 nucleotides. RefSeq lists its product as uncharacterized. The record is from RefSeq and is a predicted model, not a curated record. The coding region runs from base 154 to 375 and encodes 73 amino acids. The transcript has 2 exons. Lineage: Eukaryota; Metazoa; Arthropoda; Insecta; Diptera; Drosophilidae.
CUGCAUAGCAACUUUUUCGGUCACUUGCACCAAGCUUCUCAGAUUUUUGAGCUUUCGAUACCGAUUACAAAGGCAAUUUUCAAAGUAAUCCACUCGUUCUGAGCCGCAUCGUAUUGUUUAUUUCACUUUUAGCGUGGUCCGUUAGUUAUCAAAAUGAUGCUAUAUAUGCUGGCUAUAGAUGUCAUUCUAUAUUUCCUGCUCUUCCCCGAUUUUCCUUUAUGGGCAUUCUUGCUUUUCAAGUUGGUGUUUAUCAAUAGACCCCUGGAGAGGAUUGGAGUUGUUUUGUUGAAUGCCGUAGCCAAGUGGUAUAUAUAUCCAUUACUGGAGAAAUGGGUUGCCUUAGAGGAAGCAAAAUUGAACUCGGAACACCUUUAAUUUCUUUAUAGUGCAAAAAUGAAGUAAAGAAAGUGAAGUAAAGAAAGUUUUAGUGACAA